This is a messenger RNA of Raphanus sativus (radish), 2128 nucleotides long. Its product is annotated as 2-isopropylmalate synthase 1, chloroplastic. The transcript has 12 exons. Gene Ontology annotation, molecular function: 2-isopropylmalate synthase activity. Bases 117 to 2000 code for a protein of 627 amino acids. Lineage: Eukaryota; Viridiplantae; Streptophyta; Magnoliopsida; Brassicales; Brassicaceae. Gene Ontology annotation, biological process: L-leucine biosynthetic process. The record is from RefSeq and is a predicted model, not a curated record. Gene Ontology annotation, cellular component: chloroplast.
CACACGAACAGAUAGAGCUUGAACCAAGCAGUCGCCGCCGCCACGUUCAAACCUUCUUCUAUUUCUCUCUCUCUCUCUUUAGGUUUACCAUUCUUCACAUUCUCUUUCUUUCAACAAUGGCGUCUUCCCUUCUCAGAAACCCUACCUUCUCAUCCACACCAACCCCUUCUCUUCCCACCUUCUCCUCAACAAUCACAACAACCACACCUCUCUCAUUCCGUUUCCCACCAUCCCCCCACCACCGACGCUCCUCCGUCUCCCUCCGCCUCUCCUGCUCCAUCUCAGAUCCAUCACCUCCACUCCCUCCUCACUCCCUCCGCCGCCGCCGUCCCGACUACAUCCCCAACCGCAUUUCCGACCCCAACUACGUCCGCAUCUUCGACACCACGCUCCGCGACGGCGAGCAGUCCCCCGGCGCCACUCUCACCUCCAAGGAGAAGCUCGACAUCGCGCGCCAGCUCGCGAAACUCGGCGUCGAUAUCAUCGAGGCCGGGUUCCCCGCCGCGUCCAAAGACGACUUCGAAGCCGUUAAGACCAUAUCCGAAACCGUCGGGAACGCGGUCGAUGAGAACGGUUACGUUCCUGUUAUCUGCGGUCUCUCGAGGUGUAACGAGAAAGAUAUUCAGACGGCUUGGGAGGCUGUUAGAUACGCUAAAAGGCCUAGGAUCCACACGUUUAUCGCCACGAGUGAUAUUCACUUGGAGUAUAAGCUCAAGAAGAGCAAAAAGGAAGUCAUCGAGAUCGCUAGGAACAUGGUUCAGUUCGCUAGGAGCUUGGGUUGUGACGACGUUGAGUUUAGUCCUGAAGAUGCUGGAAGAUCGGAAAGAGAGUUUCUGUAUGAGAUUCUUGGAGAAGUGAUAAAAGCUGGAGCGACGACGCUUAACAUACCAGAUACUGUUGGUAUCACUUUGCCUAGUGAGUUUGGUCAGUUGAUUGCUGAUUUAAAGGCUAAUACUCCUGGGAUUGACAACGUUGUCAUCUCAACGCAUUGUCAGAACGAUCUUGGACUCUCUACCGCCAACACUUUAUCUGGAGCUCAUGCAGGUGCGAGGCAGUUGGAAGUGACGAUUAAUGGAAUUGGUGAAAGAGCUGGAAACGCUUCACUGGAAGAGGUUGUAAUGGCUAUAAAAUGCCGUGGAGAUCAUGUUUUAGGAGGCCUGUUUACUGGAAUUGAUACUCGGCACAUUGUCAUGACAAGCAAGAUGGUGGAAGAUUACACUGGAAUGCAAACACAGCCCCAUAAGGCUAUUGUAGGAGCCAAUGCCUUUGCUCAUGAAAGUGGUAUUCAUCAGGAUGGAAUGCUGAAACACAAGGGUACAUAUGAAAUUAUAUGCCCGGAAGAAAUUGGACUUGAGCGAUCAAAUGAUGCUGGCAUUGUCUUGGGGAAGCUUAGUGGGCGUCAUGCACUGAAAGACCGUCUGACUGAGCUUGGUUAUGUAUUGGAUGAUGAACAGCUAAGCACCAUUUUCUGGCGCUUCAAAUCUGUGGCUGAGCAGAAAAAGAGAGUUACCGAUGCGGAUAUAAUAGCUUUGGUAUCUGACGAGGUGUUCCAGCCAGAAGCUGUGUGGAAACUCCUGGACAUUCAGAUAACUUGUGGGACUCUGGGGCUUUCAACAGCUACUGUGAAACUUGCUGAUGCUGAUGGCAAAGAGUAUUGCGCUUGUUCUAUGGGAACUGGCCCUGUUGAUUCAGCUUAUAAAGCAGUUGACCUUAUCGUUAAGGAACCGACAACUCUGCUUGAGUACUCAAUGAAUGCAGUAACAGAAGGUAUUGAUGCCAUCGCAACCACACGAGUUCUUGUCCGCGGAAACAACAACUACACAUCUACAAACGCUAUAACUGGUGAAGAAGUUCAAAGGACCUUUAGUGGAACCGGAGCGGGAAUGGACAUCGUGGUGUCGAGCGUCAAGGCUUAUGUAGGAGCUCUGAACAAAAUGCUCGAUUUCAAAGAGAACUCCCACAAAAAAGUUCUUUCUCGAAACAUCAAAGUCCCUGCCUGAAUGAAAAUAAUCUUUGUGUCAGACCAAAGUUAGUUUUCUUUCUAGGUGUGUUCAAAGUUUGUUUGUCGUUUGUUUAUUUCAAAGACUUGUUACUAUAAAAAACUUUAAAUCUCUAUAUUUGCGAACAA